AUGUGGAGUUGGAAUGGGACAUCAGUGAAUGAGUUCAUUCUUCUGGGCUUCACCAGUAACCCCACGUUACAGCGUCUUCUCUUGGCAAUGGGCCUAGUCAUUUCUUUGGUCACUAUCCUUGGGAACAGCCUGAUUGUCUUCUUGGUUUGGGUUGAGUCCUGCCUCCACACAGGCAUGUACUUUUUCAUUGGGAACCUUUCUUUGCUGGACAUUUUCUUCACAUUGAUCACCAUCCCUCAAAUGCUUAUCCACUUGGCCUCCGGGACAAAGUCAAUCUCUUUCUACAAAUGCAUGGCCCAACUCAACCUGACCUUGUCCUGUGGGAUGACUGAAUGCUUCAUCCUGGCUCUUAUGGCAUAUGACCGCUAUGUGGCCAUCUGCCAACCUCUGCGUUACCCCACUCUCAUGAGAAUGCAGAUAUGUAUGCAGAUGGCUGGGGCCUGCUGGGUUGGGGGCUUCCUCAAUGCUGCGACACUGACUAUCAUCACCAUAAGCUUCCCUUUCUGUGGUCCCAACCAGAUCAACCAUUUCUUUUGUGAGGAACCAGCAGUGCUGCCUUUGGCCUGCAUGGACACGUACCUUGUGGAGGUUCUCAUCUUUGUACUGAGUGUAAUUGUCCUUAUGCUGCCUUUUACUUUCAUUGUUAUUUCUUAUGUAUACAUUGCAAGGGUAGUAGUCGGAAUGCGCUCGGCUGAGGGACGCCAGCGAGCAUUUUCUACCUGUGCUACACAUCUCACUGUUGUCACAUUGUUCUACAGCACCAUCAGCUUUACUUACUUGCAGCCCCGGUCCAGCCGGGCUGCAGACCAGGAGAAGAGGGCCUCAAUCUUCUAUGCUUUAGUCUCCCCCAUGCUGAAUCCCAUCAUCUACAGCUUGAGGAACAAGGACGUUAAAGGGGCUUUGGCCAAAGUGAUACGGAAAUUCAGCUGCCAAUUACCCAAGUAG
This is a messenger RNA of Eublepharis macularius, 945 nucleotides long. RefSeq names its product olfactory receptor 2D2-like. Gene Ontology annotation, cellular component: membrane. Bases 1 to 945 code for a protein of 314 amino acids. Lineage: Eukaryota; Metazoa; Chordata; Lepidosauria; Squamata; Eublepharidae. The record is from RefSeq and is a predicted model, not a curated record. Gene Ontology annotation, biological process: G protein-coupled receptor signaling pathway. The transcript has a single exon. Gene Ontology annotation, molecular function: G protein-coupled receptor activity; olfactory receptor activity.